AUGUCAUCACCACUGAUUCCUGACUGCAGGGGAGAGAGGAGGGACAAAGAGGGGGAGGGGAAUCAUAUUGACGGCAUCCAUGAUCGUUUUGUUCUCGUCUUCCGUACAGUGUCCAUCGCUGCAAGCGACGGCAUUAUUUUCUCCUCCCACGACUCCUCUUAUUCUUCCUCUUUCUAUUCCACUAUGUCUUCCUCUUUCCACAAAUCCACUCUUUCUCCUCUCACAAGUCUGUUAUAUUUUCUUCCAUCCCUCGUUCUUAUUUCCUCCUCCCGUAACUCCAUUCUUACUUCCUCUUCAAUAACCCAUACUUCCUCCCUCUUGCACAUCACUUUUUCCUUCUUCCUCCCAUUCACUCUCUUUUCUACCUCCUCCUACUUCAUCUUUUUCCUCCCACAAAUCCACUACCUUGCAUUUCCACUCUUUCUUCCUCCUUUCAUAACUCGCUCUUACCUACUUUCCAUUUAUUCCUCUUCCUAUUCCGCCCUUUCUUCCUCCUUCAACUCGCGCAUUCCUCCUCCUCCUACAAGUUCGCCCUCUUCCUCAUCCCACCCUCACAAUUUCUUUCCUCAGCUCCUCCUUUACUACUCCUUCUCGUCGAUCUACUUCCUUCUCCUACUCCAAUUCUUUCUUUUACUUUCCAAAUUUCGCUCUCCCCUUCUCCUCUUACCCACUCUUUGUUCCCUCCCCAACUCACAGCCAUUUUUUCCUCUUACUACUCCAGUUAUUUUCCUCAUUCCGCAACUCUCCCUUCCUCCUCCCUCCACACUGCUUCAACCCUUCUCAUCUUCUCCUUUUUUUUUUAAUUCAACUUUAGUUUCCAAUAAUAAUUCUUUUUUUCUAUUUCUCCCUACCGCCUCUCCAUAUCUUUCGUUUCUCAUUCCGAUAUUAUUAAAUAUUUUCCGAGCCGCUAUCCAUUACUCCAUCGUGCCUCCACUCUCCCUUUCACUCUCUUUCUCUCUCUCUCUCACUUCCACUUUCUAUCUCUCACCUUCACUCUCUUUCUCUCUCUCUCUAACUUUCACUUUCUAUCUCUCACUUUCCCUCUCUUUCUCUCUCUCUAACUUUCACUUUCACUUUCACUCUCUCUCUCUCUCUCUCACUUCCACUUUCAAUCUCUCACUUUCACUCUCUUUCUCUCUCUCUAACUUCCACCUUCUAUCUCUCACUUUCACUCUCUUCCUCUCUCUCUUACUUCUACUUUCUAUCUCUCACUUUCACUCUCUUUCUCUCUCUCUCUCUCACUUCCACUUUCAAUCUCUCACUUUCACUCUCUUUCUCUCUUACUUCCACUUCUCUUCUCUUCUUUUUUUCCUUUUCCCCCGUUGUCGUCUUUCUGUGAAAUAUUAUGUAACUCUUCUUUUAUUAUUAAUCUCUCAGUCUUUCAUUAAUAUUCAUUUAAUUUCUAUUUUUGUGCCAAUCUUCUUCUUCCUCUUCCUCUUCCUCUUCUUCUUCUUCUUCCCCUUCCCUUCUUCCCCUUCUUCUUCUUCUUCUUCUUCCACUUCUUCCCCUUCUUCUUCAUCUUCUUCCACUUCUUCUUCUUCCCCUUCCUCAUACUCUUCCCUUUCGCCUUCCUCCUCUUCCCCUUCUUCCUCAUCCCUUCUUCUUCUUCUUCUUCCCUUUCCUCUUCCUCUCCCCCUUCCCAUUCCUCCUCUACCCCUUCCUCUUCUUCUUCCCCUUCCUCUUCCCCUAUCCCUUCCUCCUCUUCCCCUUCUUCCCUCUUCCCUCCUUCUUCUCCCCCCUUCUUCUUCUUCCUCUUCCCUUCUUCUUCUUCUUCCACUUCUUCUUCUUCCCCUUCCUCUUCCUCUUCCCCUUCUUCUUCUACUUCCUCUUCCUCUUCCUCCUCCUCCCCUUCUUCUUCUUCUUCCCCUUCUUCUUUUUCUUCUUCUUCUUCCACUUCUUCCCUUCCUCUUCCUCUUCCCCUUCCUCUUCCCCUUCUUCCCCUUCUUCUUCUUCUUUUUCUUCCCCUUCUCCUUCUUCUUCCCCUUCUUCCCCUUCUUCUUCCGCUUCUUCUUCCCCUUCUUCUUCUUCUUCUUCCCCUUCUUCUUCCCCUUCUCCUUCUUCUUCUUCUUCUUUUAUCUUGUAUUCUUGUAUCUUCUUCUCUGUCCAUUUUUAUUCUUCAGCAACUACAUAUCCUUUAUUUUUUUCCUGUUUCAUUUUUUAUUCUUUCUUUUUCUAGCUUUUUUUUUCUCGUAUUUCAAGUUUCGCGUAUUUUCCAAUAAUUCUAUUUCCUCAUACUUGUCGCUUUUUUUUUUCUCUUUCCUCUUUUUUAAUCUUUCCUUUCAUUUUUCUGUUGCUCCAAACUCACCUUUCAUUCCACAUAACUCUUUUCUUUUUCAAAGACUUUUUCUUUUAUUAUUUUUCCAUAUCUUUCCACUUCUUCGUCUGAUUCACAUUUCUUUUUAA
Molecule: messenger RNA, 2403 nt
Organism: Acanthosepion pharaonis
Lineage: Eukaryota; Metazoa; Mollusca; Cephalopoda; Sepiida; Sepiidae
Source: the annotation of a GenBank genome assembly